Schistosoma mattheei is the source of this 2235-nucleotide messenger RNA. The record is from the annotation of a GenBank genome assembly. NCBI's taxonomy places the organism in Eukaryota, Metazoa, Platyhelminthes, Trematoda, Strigeidida, Schistosomatidae.
AGAUUGAAUAAUGUUAACUCCUAACUGAUUUCCCAUUAGUGUACUGUCUGAAGAAGAAUUUCAAAAUGCAAAGAUAUUUUAGAUUAGAAACAUAUAUAGGGAAAUUGUUAAUGAGUUACCUUAACAAGUAUGUUAAAUUGCAUGAUGACCAGUUUUCAAUGUCUAUAUGGGAUGGUGAUCUUAUACUCACCCAGCUUGAUUUACGAUUGGAUUUUUUAGAAGAUAUUAUUCCAUUUCCAGUGAAUUUCCGAUCAGGUUGUGUUCAUGAGUUACGUAUUCAUGUGCCAUGGACUAAAUUGAAUUCUGAGUGUAUUGUUAUUACUUUAAACACUGUGGAAUGUACAUUUGGCCUAAAGAAACCCAAUCUCAAUAAAGGGAAUCGAAAUGAGCAAAAUCCAACUGAUUUCGAUCUGUAUGCGUGUAAAAGUCAAUCUAUGCCUACGAAUGUUCCACCUGGGUACUUGGAAGUUUACAUCUAUCGUUUACUUUCUAACAUUCAUUUUGUUGUGCAUAAUUUGAACUUGAAAUUUAUCGAAGAAGAUUUGGUAUUAUCUUUAAGCUUAAACAAAGCCGAUUGUUUUGUCACUGAUUUCAAUGGCAAUCCUAUCUUCUCUGAUAUUAACCCUCGUUCUACUAAUGUAAUAAAUCGUUUAGUUCAAUUUUUCGAUCUUACUGUAUGUCUUGAUCGUGCUGAACGUAAUGGUUAUGUGGAAGUUUAUGAAGAUCCAAUCGCUUAUAGAUUUAGCAUGUCAUGUUUCAUCCAAAUAGUUUGUACACCUAAUGCCAGUUCAUCAACAGUUCAUCAAACUCUUCUCACAAAUCUAAAAAUACAUUGUGAAACAUUUUCUGCACAUAUAAGUCCGGUUCAAAUUCCUUUGUUAUGUCGUCUUAUAGAAGUAUUUUCGUGUAUUGUUACAGAAACGUUUGACUGGUCUAUCGUAGACUGUUCAGAUAACGACACACAAAGUGAAAUAGUUGUUGGAGAAAGUUUUAAUGUGCAAGCUGGGGAAUCGAAGGACAAAUCAAACAGCACAGAUGUAGAGAGACAGUCUUGGGCUUCUUGGGUUUGGUCAUUUGUGCCCAGCAUUAUUCCAGUUACGGAAGAUUCGGAUGAGUCAGAUGGUGAACACGCAGAUAGUAACGUAAAAGAACAGUAUCCGGAUACUGACUGUGUAAAAGAACUAAUACAAUGCAUCUUAGAAGAUGCAUCUGAACACGAGGUUGUCUCACCUUUGCCAACUACUCGUGAUUCUAGUGAGAGUCCUUCAUUAGUUCCUGUUUUAAACACUCAUUAUGCCUCUUGUAUAUCAGGUCCACAUCCAUCCGAGAACACAACCAGUAGUAAUUUUCAACUGGAAUAUAAUGGGGCGAGUAAACAAGAAUAUUUGCAUCUGAGACGUCGGAGAAUUCGUCGUCUCCGGCGGUCCAUCUCUUUAGUGCCUGUGUUCGUGAUUGGGAUCUUUGUCGACAAAAUGGAAUUGGAUAUUUCUUUACCUUGUCCCAAAGGAUUCGCCUGUUCAUCUUCAAAUUCCAGCGUCAGAUCACGUUGUGUCACACCUCACUCUCAACAUUCUGGACCGGGUAUAAAGUGCGAGUUUACUGAUAUUGCUUUUCAGACUACGAUUCGUGAUAUCUAUUUUAGUCUUGUUCAACUUGGAAUUCGUGGAUUCAAUUGUUAUCCUAUAGGAUGUAUAUGCUGCUGUGGUCAGUCGGAGUAUUCAGCCCAUUCAAAACUUGAUUCUUUCUACAGUUCCUCAUUAGAUAAGAACAACUCAUGUAUGACAGACAAUUUACAAUCUUCAUCGUGGAAUACUUGUUCUGUGUAUCACGACUGUUUAGAUAAGGCUCGACCAAAUUUCAUAUCACUUGGAUUUCAUACUAAUUUUAAAUCAUCUACUUAUGAAUUAGGCUUUCAUCCAUGUGAAAUAUUUUAUUCUGCAGUCUUACUACAAUCCAAUAGUCAGUCUAUUAUCAAUCCUAAAACAACUCAUAAACUCAAUUGUUCUCCAAUAUUAACUUUAAGCGAUUAUAAUAAAUAUUUAACAGAUGAAAAUGUUCGAGGAAAUUAUCCAGCUCUUUGGUUUGAUUCUGUUCGUUCCUUACAUGUAAAUGAGUCUGAUAUAACGGCUUCAGAUUGUAAGUUAUUAUGUUUUUAUAGAAAUGAUUUUUCAGUGUUAAAGCUAUGAAGCGGUAGUUCAGUGAUCAAAACACUAUUUAAUUUAAACAACUUAUCAG